UAACAUUUUUAAACAAAAUUUAACAGUAAAAUUACUUUUUCUCCCUGUUGUAGGGCGGGAAGCCACAACUGGAAAUAUUAAGUAAAAUAAAUCUCCUAGAAAAUUGAAUAAAUGAAUAUUUGUCUGAUAGGGUCGAACUGCUUCAGUGUCUCAAGUUUCUUCAGUUUUAUUCUUGUUGCCAUCAACACAGUUAUCAACGUUUCCGUUAAUAACAACAAUAACAACAACAACAAUAAUAACAACAACAACGACAACAAUAAUAAUGACAACAACAUCAAUGUCAACAACUUCAUGGCUGUAAUGCCUCGACUGCUAGAUAAGGACACAGUUGAUUUUUGGCAGGUUUUAUACAGUGCAAACCAAAAAACAUUAAACACCGUUCAUCAGAUUUCUAAUGAAAGCGGGUGCAGAACUGUUGUAAAAUGUGAUGUUUUAAAGUGGAUUCAAGGAUUUCAAACUUUUAAUAAUGAGUUGGUCGAGUGGUUGGGAGAAGACUGUGACAACAAGAUAACAUGCCCUCUGCUUAUGUAAAGAAUAAUUGUUAUUUAAACAUUUUUUUCAGAAAUAUAUUUUAUCAUUUCA
Messenger RNA from Eurytemora carolleeae, 582 nucleotides. Its product is annotated as AAC-rich mRNA clone AAC4 protein. Lineage: Eukaryota; Metazoa; Arthropoda; Copepoda; Calanoida; Temoridae. The transcript has 5 exons. Bases 112 to 531 code for a protein of 139 amino acids. The record is from RefSeq and is a predicted model, not a curated record.